Molecule: messenger RNA, 1140 nt
Organism: Schizosaccharomyces osmophilus
Lineage: Eukaryota; Fungi; Ascomycota; Schizosaccharomycetes; Schizosaccharomycetales; Schizosaccharomycetaceae
Gene: pil2
Product: meiotic eisosome BAR domain protein Pil2
Exons: 1
Coding region: 1-1140 (379 amino acids)
Biological process (GO): eisosome assembly; endocytosis; negative regulation of protein kinase activity
Cellular component (GO): plasma membrane; eisosome filament
Molecular function (GO): lipid binding
Source: RefSeq, a predicted model, not a curated record
AUGAACUCCGCCUCUCGUUCUCACACGAUUCAUACUCUUCGGGGUACACCUGCGUCUCACCAACGACAGGUUCCUCGUUCCACCACAAGAAGAAGUUAUAAGGUUCCUCGUGUGGGUACUCAAGUACGCAGCAAUCAUAUUGGUAUGUUCACCCCUGAAAUGGCCAAGCGCCUAGCUGUUCUUGUUAAAAUGGAGAAAGGCCUACUUAGAACUUAUGAAGUUCUUGCCGAUGAGCGCAAAGCAUGCGCGAACCAGUUGUCCUACUGGGGUGAGGAUUGUGAUGAUGAUAUUAGCGACAUCAGUGAUAAGAUUGGUGUCCUUCUUUACCAAAUUGGUGAACAAGAAGACCAAAUGAUCGAUAAGCAUGAUCAAUAUCGUAUUUCUUUGAAGAGUAUUCGUAACAUUGAAGCUAAUGUUCAACCUGCACGUGAAAGGAAAGAAAAGAUUUUGAAUUCCAUCUAUGAUCUAAGACAACGUGACUCUGACUCUCCAAAACUUAUUUCUUUGGAGCAAGAAUUGGUUCGUGAAGAGGCUGCUUGCUUGGUUGCCGAAGCUCAGCUUACCAACAUUACUCGUGAAAAUUUCAAGCUUGCUAUGACUAUUAAUGUCGGUACUCUUCUCGAGCAUUCUGAAAAGAUUUCUGUUCUUUGCAGUUACGCUAAGAAGAUUUUGGAUCUUCUUGAUGACACUCCAAUUACUCCUGGUGAGCCUCGACCCAUCUAUGAUGGAUACGAAAUCACCAAAGAUUAUGUGUUAGAAGCCGAGAGGGAGAUUUCGAACUGGCAAUCUCCUUUCGUUACUCCUGAACCUUUGACCGACAUUGAUGGACUUCCAAUCCAGAGCCAUUACCAGCCAGAAUACCAAAGAAACACUAUUCGAUACGAUGGUCCAGAGCAGAAAAGGUAUAGUCACAUCCAAGCCGCUGAUCAUGGCCAUACUACUGGAACAACUCACAAUUACACCGGAAGAGCCUAUGACCGUGCGCCGACUGAAGAAUUCCAGCCUAAUGUCCUUCAAGACACUCAAUACGUUGACAAUUUUGAGGUUGGCGAAGAAGAUGAUCUUGAUGUUGAUUCUCAGACUGGCCAAGAACCAGGUUCUUUUGCUGCUUCUCAGCACCCUCAUGCCCUCGCAGCGUAA